GGCCGCCUGUUCUGUGAAAGUAUGCCAGCUAGUUGCAGCAGGCAAAUGCACAUGAGCUGCGGGCUUUGGUAAAAAAAGAAGAAGAAGAAGCAGUGCCGGGUAUCACGAGGGCUCAUUCAUGUAGGUUGCAUGUGCUGUUGCAUCCGGUUGCAUGUGCUGAGCGGUUGCGCACCAGGAAGGCCACGAUUCAGAUUGCAGCUUGAAUCCCUCUCCGCCGGGCUUAGCUUAGCACGGGGUCGAAUCCGGGCCUGAGGUAUGCCGGAGAUUUGGCUGGAGAAGUACCGGCCGGUGAAGUUUGAGGAUGUGGUUGGCAAUGCCGGCGCCGUGUCUAUACUUCGCUCCCACGCAGCGGCAGGCACCUUCCCGCACUUGCUGCUGUCUGGACCGCCUGGCUGUGGAAAGACCACCGUGGUGCACUGCCUGGCAAGGGAACACCUGGGCUCCUUCUAUGAGCAGGGCUGCAUCGAGCUGAAUGCCUCCGAUGACCGAGGGAUCGACGUGGUCCGCGAGAAGAUCAAGGGCUUCGCGCAGCAGAAGGUCUCUCUCCCCGAGGGCAAGCUCAAGGUCAUCAUACUGGAUGAGGCUGACAGCAUGACGCAAGCGGCACAGCAGGCCAUGAGGCGGACGAUGGAGAUUUUCAGUCAGACCACCCGCUUUGCUUUGGCUUGCAACAUCUCCUCAAAGAUCAUUGAGCCAAUUCAGUCCCGCUGCGCCAUCUUGAGAUUUGGCCGCAUCUCGGACGAGGACAUGAUCCAGAGGCUGAAGUUUGUGUUGGAGAAGGAAGGAGCCCCGUACGACCAGUCUGGGCUUGAGGCUUUGGUUUUCUCCGCAGAGGGCGACAUGCGCAAUGCCUUGAACGGGGCACAGUCUACGUUCAAUGCCUUCGGCGAGAUCAACCGGAGCACCGUUUUCAGGAUGAAUGACCAGCCCCAGCCGGAGAAGAUCCGUAGUUGUUUGGAUGCCAGCUUGAAGAAAGACAUGAAGGGCACCUUUGCUCCCAUGCACGAGAUCUGGCAACAAGGGUACAGCGCCACGGACAUCAUCUCCACCUUCUCGCGAGUGGCCAAGCAGAUGGAUGCCCCGGAGCACGUGAAGCUGGAAUGGCUCAAGGAGAUUGGGCUCACUCACGCGCGUGUCACGGCUGGUGCUCAAAACCUUUUGCAGCUGGACGCAAUGGUGGCCAAGAUACUGUUGGUCUCGCAGAAAGGUUGAGACGCUUCAGCGGCGCCAUCACAAGCUCCAUGUUCGGGAUGCCGAAAUGCAGGCCACAAGCAUGCUGACCGUGGGGAGACGGCCCAGUGUGCGAGGUGGAAGUUGGGUGGGAGGAAGCACCUGCCAGCCCAACGUGGGGGGUGUUAGACUGUAGGUUGGAGGCAGUCCGACGUGAACUUAGUCUGGGAAGCAUGG
Effrenium voratum is the source of this 1407-nucleotide messenger RNA. NCBI's taxonomy places the organism in Eukaryota, Dinophyceae, Suessiales, Symbiodiniaceae. The record is from the annotation of a GenBank genome assembly.